ACGUAAGAAAGGAUCAACCCAUGAGCUCAAGAAAAUUCCACAAGGAAGGCCAAAGAACAAGGAAAAUAAUACAUAUGAAACUGAACAGCAAAAAGAGCCAAGCCAUUUCAUUAUGCCUGCACGAUCAAAAAGGCUAAAUAAAAAAUAUCCACAUGAUUUAAAUCAAGCUUUGAAAGAAAUCAAGCCGAAUGGAUAUUAA
Messenger RNA from Dentiscutata heterogama, 199 nucleotides. Lineage: Eukaryota; Fungi; Glomeromycota; Glomeromycetes; Diversisporales; Gigasporaceae. The record is from the annotation of a GenBank genome assembly.